UCACGUGGACUUCGGACGGAGAGACCUUUAGAAUUAUAGAUUUUAUUUAUGAUAAAUUUACGAUGUAUAACCUCAGAAUUCGACAUGCAAGGCAAGUAGUUUUAGUUUGUAAUAACGGCGAGCGAAUUUUAACGGGAAACUCCAUGAAAAAGCUGGCUAUUGUCGAAGGAACAAAGGACAGAGGUGUGUCUGUUGUCGUCGAUAGCGCGGGAAAAAUCGAAUGUAUUGAUUUUGACGAGAAGGUAGAUCAAGCCUAUCAUGACCAUAAGUUCAUCGAGGAAAUAGAUGCGUCUGGAAUGUGUGUCCUGCCUGGCCUUGUUGAUGGUCACACUCAUCCAGUAUGGGUAGGUGACAGAGUGCAUGAAUUUGCCAUGAAGCUGGCUGGAGCUACAUAUAUGGACAUACAUAAGACUGGAGGAGGAAUAGGCUUCACUGUGGAGCAUGUGCGCAGGGCUGCUGAAGAAGAAUUAUAUGCAUCAUUAAGAGAACGACUUCUGAGAAUGUUAAGAUCUGGUACAACUUUGGUUGAAGCCAAGAGUGGCUAUGGUUUAGAUGUAGGCUCUGAGAUGAAGAUGCUUCGAGUUUUAGAAAAAGCUAAAAAGGAGUUACCAAUUGAAAUAUCCAGCACAUUCUGUGGAGCACACUCUGUACCAAAAGGAAGUACUUUGGAAGAAGCAACUGAUAAUGUGAUCAAUCAUCAGUUACCCAAGCUUCAAGAACUGAUGAAAAACAAAGAAAUACUUGUUGACAACAUUGAUGUAUUUUGCGAGAAAGGUGUGUUUGGUAUAGAUGAAACCAAAAGAAUACUUGAGGCAGGAAAAGCUGCAGGUCUGGCAAUCAAUUUUCACGGUGAUGAACUCCAUCCAAUGAAAGCUGCUGAGCUAGGGGCUGAACUCAAGGCUAGAGCAAUAAGCCAUCUUGAAGAAGUAAGUGAUGAAGGAAUUCAAGCCAUGUCUGCAGCAUCAGUCAUUGCUGUGCUCCUUCCCACCACCGCAUAUAUCUUACGACUAAAAUGUCCUCCAGCCAGGAAGAUGAUUGAAUCAGGUGUACCAGUAGCUCUUGGCUCUGAUUUUAACCCUAAUGCCUUCUGCCUCUCUAUGCCAUUAAUAAUGCACCUUGCUUGUGUUAAUCUGCACAUGACAAUGGAGGAAGCUCUGACAGCAUCCACCAUCAAUGCAGCAGCAUCUGUGGGUCGGUCUCACACUCAUGGAUCACUGGAACCAGGAAAAUUUGCUGACAUGUUGAUUAUUAAUGCCCCAAGGUGGGAGCAUCUAGUUUAUCAAUUGGGUGGCCAUGAUGAUGUCAUCAAGUUUGUAAUUAAAAAUGGAAAAAUUGUACACAGCAGAUCUUAUUAGAAUAUUUGCUAACUGGGUGACCCUCAUCUUCACUGCUGUGUGCCAGGCCUUCAUCAUUAAACCUCAAGGGAUAUAGAUUUCCAGAGAAUGGAAUAGGAUGAAGCUCAAGUUCAUAAUAGGUAAAAGGCAGUAGUACCAGGCAACUGUAUCCUGAUGAUUGACACAUACAGGUUCGUACGCGCCUUGAAAACCCUUGAAUUUCAGGAGGCCGAUUUCAAGGCCUUGAAAGUACUUGAAUUUCGUUUUGGGUCCUUGAA
Messenger RNA from Stylophora pistillata, 1612 nucleotides. RefSeq names its product putative imidazolonepropionase. The record is from RefSeq and is a predicted model, not a curated record. Lineage: Eukaryota; Metazoa; Cnidaria; Anthozoa; Scleractinia; Pocilloporidae. Gene Ontology annotation, cellular component: cytoplasm. Gene Ontology annotation, molecular function: imidazolonepropionase activity.